Molecule: messenger RNA, 4085 nt
Organism: Zeugodacus cucurbitae (melon fly)
Lineage: Eukaryota; Metazoa; Arthropoda; Insecta; Diptera; Tephritidae
Gene: Nep1
Product: neprilysin-1
Exons: 10
Coding region: 668-3352 (894 amino acids)
Biological process (GO): protein processing
Cellular component (GO): plasma membrane
Molecular function (GO): metalloendopeptidase activity
Source: RefSeq, a predicted model, not a curated record
CACGAGCGCAUGAAACGGCAACAGCAGCGUUGGCUAUGUGCUUUUGAGCCAAAUCGAGAUGCGCUGCCGUCAAAUCAGUCGUUUGCGGGUUACCGAGCGAAAUGGUUGAACGGUUUGACUUGGCUUGGCUACACGAACGCAACUAACAAAGCCAAUAGCAAAUAGCAAAGAACACACUAAUAAAUCUUCUACUUGUAAAUAUUUAUUUCGAAAGUAAUAAUCUAUUGGAAAAUCGUAUUAUAUGAAUUCUUAAGCGUAUAGUAGUAUAGUGAAAAGCGAAACGCAUAAUCAAAAAGCAAAUAAACAAAAGUCCAGAUAUACAAAUAUACAGAUUAAAGCGAAUAUAAUGUGUUUACGUGCUGUCACCUAGAAUAAAUAUAUUUAUUUGUAGAAACGAGUAAACUAAACAACCGACAAAACGUAAUAAAUCACCCGUUCGAUUAAUCACAAAUAACAGGCAACUGCGGCCCCUCGACACACCGAUACCACUGAUUUAGAUAUAUAAUUAGCGACCAAUGAGCGCAGCUGUCGCAGUUCCAAAUAAUUAGAACCCCAAAAUAAGCCUCGCAACGUAGUGAAAUAUAGGAAUUGUGUGCAAAAGUCACAGUAGAGUCAACUACAGCCAGCCGGCUGUUGCGCAUCACACCAACAAAUCAGAGGCAGCGCUAUGCCAGACACAAACAAAUUAUUGAAUAACGGUUAUCUGCGCACACCGCACAUCUUCGGCCUGAGCACCGGCAGCAGCAUGGACGACAGCAGUGCCACAGCGGCCAACUCACCACUGCUGGAGGACAGCAGCGGCGUCGCCACAACCGCACUGUCGGACGACAAACUCUUGAGCCUGCAGCAGAACAGCCGAAACCUGAACAACAGCGCCGCCAACAAUGGACCGCACGUCAAAUUGCCCAUGGUCGUCUAUCUGGGCAGCGACAGCGGCGGCGGCGGCGGACGCGACGUGGGCGGUGCGAAUAUGGGUGCUGGCCUAGGCGCCGGCAUCGGCAGUGGUGCGGCACGCACAGCUCUGCAGCGAAACGUACCGUCGCCCUAUCAGAGCACCACAGCACCGAUGCAUCUCAGCCACCGCAACCAUCCGCACCAGCACAGCGAUUGGUUGACCAAGGAGCCGACGCAACGGCGGCGUUUGCUCAUUUUGGCGGCGGCCUUCACGGUGCUCGGCGCUGCGAUCGGCGCGUUGGCGAUCUAUUUUGCGGGCAGUAAUCGUAGUUGUCACUCGCUGCCCAUGGCAGGCACGGCGGUGAGCGUCAGCAGCAGUAGUAAGGAUGCGGAGCACAAAGAUGUAAAGUUUCCUCAACGAAAUAUUUGUUUAACGGAGGAUUGCGUACGAACAGCCGCUUCUUUACUUUCGGCCAUGGAUACGUCUGCGGAUCCGUGUACAAACUUUUUCCAAUUCGCAUGUGGCACGUGGAAUAAGAUACAUAUCAUUCCCGAAGAUCGCAGUUCGAUAAGCACAUUCGAGGUUUUGUCCGACGAACAACAAGUGGUGUUGAAGGGUGUACUAGAGGAAACGAUUAAGGACGACGAUAACAAAGCCACAAUCAAAGCCAAACAGUUCUAUAAGAGCUGUAUGGAUUUGCCUCAAAUUCGCAAAAUUGGCGAGGGUCGCUUAAAGGAGGUGCUGCAGUCGCUUGGCGGUUGGCCGGUGAUAACACCGAACUGGCAACCACCCAAUAUGACCAUCGAGCAGCUGAUGGGACUUAUACGGGGUAAUUAUAGUGAACCGGUGCUGGUCGAGCUUUAUGUGGGCGCCGAUGAUAAGAACUCUUCAGCUAACAUCUUACAAAUCGAUCAACUACAGCUGGCGCUGCCAUCACGCGAUUACUACCUGAAACCGAGCAGUGAAAAUGAUUUGAAGGCCUAUCAUAAAUAUAUGACACAAACCGCCAUACUACUGGGAGCCGAUCCCGCGACAGCGUCGCAAGAGCUGGACGAUGUAUUGCAAUUCGAAAUCAAACUGGUCAAUGCUUCGCUGCCCGAAGCGGAUCGCCACGACACGAGCGCCAUAUACACGAAACUCACUUUGCCGGAGUUGCAACGUCAAGUGCCGCAACUGAAUUGGACGAUCUUUCUAAAAACCGUACUUGGACCAGAUAUCGAAUUGUUGCCAGAUGAGGUGCUGGUCAGUUAUGCCAUGCCAUAUCUCGUGGAAAUGGGUAAAAUACUGGAGACAGCCGAUCGUCGUGUACUACACAACUAUGUCAUUUGGCGUUUGGUGAUGUCCAUAAUGGCGCACAUGAUCGACGAAUAUCAACGCGAACGUAUUGAGUUUCGCAAAAUACUAUUGGGCGUACAAUCGGAGCGCAUGCGUUGGUCGCAGUGCGUCGAAUGGACGAAUAAGAAACUAGGCUUGGCAGUGGGAGCGCUCUUCAUACGCGACAACUUCAAUCAAGAGAGUAAGGAUACGGCGCUUGAAAUGAUACACACACUGAGGGAGGCUUUUAAUGAGUUACUCACGGAGAAUCACUGGAUGGACGACGAGACGCGUGCGGUGGCCAGAGAGAAGGCAAACGCUAUGAACGAACGCAUCGGCUAUCCGGAAAUACUCAAUAAUGCAACAGAGCUUGAGAAAGAAUACGAAAAUCUCACAAUCAUUCCCGACAAUUUCAUGGAGAAUGUGUUGAAUAUACUGAAAUGGGAUUCAGAUAAGAAUUUACAGCUCUUGCAUCAGCCAGUCGAUAAGGAGAAAUGGACGACGGAACCAGCCGUGGUAAAUGCCUUCUACAACCCGAACAAAAACGAUAUCGUAUUCCCUGCGGGGAUAUUCCAACCGCUAUUUUAUAGCAACAAUUAUCCGAAAUCUGUUAACUAUGGUGGCAUCGGUGUCGUGAUCGGACAUGAGAUAACGCACGGGUUUGAUGAUAAAGGUCGGCAGUUCGAUAAGGAUGGCAACAUGAUGCAAUGGUGGAACAAUGCUACCAUCGAAGCUUUCCGCGAACGCACACAAUGCAUCAUCGAUCAGUACUCGCGUUACAAGAUUGAGGAGGUCGGUAUGUAUGUGAACGGACGCAUGACGCAAGGUGAAAACAUAGCGGAUAAUGGUGGCCUCAAGCAGGCUUUUCGGGCCUAUAGGAAGUGGGUUAAGCGUCAUGGACCCGAACCGGAAUUACCCGGCCUCAAUCUCACACACGAUCAACUGUUCUUCUUGAAUUACGCACAAAUCUGGUGCGGCUCAAUGCGUCCCGAAGACGCCGUCACGAAGAUACGCUCCUCGGUGCACUCACCCGGUUUCAUACGCGUACUCGCACCACUCUCGAACUCAAAAGACUUUGCCGAAGCGUACAAGUGCAAGCUCGGCUCGCCGAUGAAUCCUGUAGAAAAGUGUAGCGUGUGGUAGAAAGUUCGCUAUUUAGUAUAGUACACACACAUACAUACAUACUAACAACAACAACAACAACAACUAAUUAAAUAUAUACACAUAUGUAAUUUAUAUACAUCCAAACAUAUAUAAUGCAUACAAAAACAAAAAAGCAGCUAUUAAAUGAGAAUGUAUACAAUAAAUUUGAUUGUGUAGCACAGUGUAAUAAUGCCAUGGCAUAAAUAUUCGAAGCGAUUUGCUUAAAAGAAUAGAAUUAGUAUCUAAUGAUUUUAUUUUUUUAUAAAUGUUUUAAAGCAUUAUUUAACCUUCGUAUAUAUAUACAUACGAGGAUCAAAUAAAAUAAAUAGAGAACGAUGUUAAUUUGAGUGAGUAAAAUUAACAAGAAUUAGGUAAAUAUCAUACGUAAACACAUACACACACACAAACACAAUAUAUGUAUAACGCAAAUACCCCAAAAAAACACACACACAUAUAUUGCUAUAAUCAUUCUUACAUACAUAUGUACAUGCCUACAAGUAUACAUACAUAUAUACAAUAUAAUAAAAUAUACCGCACAUUUCAAUACAGAAUUUAAGAAAUUAUAAAAACGUGCUUAGCGCAGAUUAAAAUAAAAAAAACAACAACAACAUACAACCUAUACAUGUAUAUGUGUAAAGAUAAAAAUGCAUUCACUCACACAUAAAAUAUGUACUUAGUAUAUUGAUAACAAACACUGAAGAAUAAAAAUAAAAAUAAAAAAAAAAUCAAAGAA